Messenger RNA from Mercurialis annua (annual mercury), 2687 nucleotides. RefSeq names its product cation/H(+) antiporter 2-like. The coding region runs from base 239 to 2584 and encodes 781 amino acids. Gene Ontology annotation, molecular function: antiporter activity. Gene Ontology annotation, cellular component: endomembrane system; membrane. Lineage: Eukaryota; Viridiplantae; Streptophyta; Magnoliopsida; Malpighiales; Euphorbiaceae. The record is from RefSeq and is a predicted model, not a curated record. Gene Ontology annotation, biological process: regulation of pH; proton transmembrane transport. The transcript is spliced from 4 exons.
AUGAAAGAUCAGUGUUAUUCCUCUAAUUUUGGUACUUAAUUUCCGGGAACAAACAUCUGCCAUCAAUAAUUUCCCAUCUCUUAAUUGUUAACAAAAAUGUCCACCAAGAAAAGGAAGAAAAAGUUUACCAAUUCAUUAUACUUGUUGCAAUAUUGCCCUUCCAAUUUGAACAUUUAUUGUCCCUGAAGUUGUUUUUCUUGCAAUAUUGCCCUUUCAACUUGAAGCAUUAUUGAACAAAAUGGAUGCAGCAAAAAGAGCAAUGUGUACAGAUGAUCUGUUUAAUCCUCUUACUACAACAUUCAUGCAAAGCUGUGUUAUGCUUCUGAUUUCUCAUUUUUUUCAUGUUGUUCUCAAGCCCCUUGGACAACCAGGACCUAUUGCACAGAUUUUGGCAGGAUUGGUGCUAGGUCCUUCAUUCCUAAGUCGUAUCAGCAGAGUGAAAGACUUAUUCAAUCAGCCUAAUGUCAACGAUUACAACUUAGUUAUUUCAUUCAUUUUCCGAAUUCUUUUCAUGUUCUUGAUUGGUCUGGAGACAGAUAUUCCUUUCAUAACUCGCAAUUUUCGCCAAGCAAGCAUCAUUGCAUAUGGAGGCCUAACUGCUUGUGCCAUAUUCGGAGCAGCUAUCACUUUGUUUGUCAUCAGAAUGCUGAUCAUAAACGAGCAUAAAUUUGUUUUCGCGCAUUUAAUGAUGAUAAUCCUAGGAAGUUCAGCUUCUCCCGUAGUGAUUCGGUUAUUAGCAGAAUUGAAAUUCGAGACUGCUGAUGUAGGCAGAUUGGCAAUAUCUUCAUCUUUGAUUAAUGAAAUGUCUUGUAUGAUAUGGUAUGAUUUAGUUAUAGCUUUCACGUCAAGAAGAAUGUUUGGUAAUGGAAUAUUAUGCCUUCUUUUUACUGCUAUAAACACUAUUCUGAAUAGAUUCUUAGCUAUUUGGUAUAACAGAAGAAGACAGAAUCAGAAAUAUCUGCCAAAUACUGAUGUAUUAACCAUUUUAUCACUCAUUAUAUUCUUUUCUUUUAUUAUCGAAGAAUUCGGAUACAAUAGUACUAUUUCUUGUUUCUUUGUUGGUCUGAUGUUUCCGAGAGAAGGAAAAACAACUCGGACAUUGUUGCAUAUACUUACGUACUCGGUUAAUAACUUCAUUCUUCCCAUCUACUUCGGAUUCAAUGGCUUCCGAUUCAACAUAAGUUACCUGAACAAUACUAUCAAUUUCAUAGUUGUUGUUAUGGUGAUAUUGCUCAGCAUUGGUGGCAAGAUCAUCGGAACAUUAGUCGCUUGCCAUUAUCUGAAGAUCCCACGGAAUGAGGGAGUGAUUCUUGCUUUUAUACUUAACUUGAAAGGUCAUGGCGAACUUCUGCUCAUCGAUGUAGUCCCCAAGACUAAAUCCUUUGAAUGGUGGGAUGAUAACUUUCACAAUUUGGUGAUAAUAGUAGUAGUGCUCAACACAAUAAUUUCAGGACCGAUAAUAUCUUGCAUAUUAAAUAGAGAAGAGAAAUAUUUUUCUCACAGACGAACUUCACUCGAAUUUGAUGAUCCCCCGAGUGAACUUCGGAUGCUAGUUUGUGUUUAUAGCUCGGGACAUAUCUCGUCAAAAAUCGGACUAAUCUCAGCGUUGAGCGGUUUCCCAGGAUCUGCUGUGAUACCAUAUUUGAUGCACUUAGUUGAGCUACCAAAGAAACAGAAGAAGAAAAAGUUGAUGUAUCAUGAGUUAGAAGAUGGAGAGCAAUUUAGUGAUGAAGAUGAUUAUGGUGGAAGUGAUGUUCAUGAGAUAAAUGAUGCUGUGGAUGCUAUUACAGUAGAUACCAAAAUUAACAUUUUCCGAAAGAGAAUCAUUUCAAGUUUCGGAAGUAUGUACGAAGAAGUAUGCAAUAAAGCCGAAGACUUUCGUGUAUCGAUCAUUAUUCUAACGUUUCAUAAGCACCAGCGCCUUGACGGGCAAAUGGAGAAUGGAAUAGAGGGUAUCAGAAUCACUAACCAGAAGAUUCUUCACCAUGGUCCGUGCUCAGUUGGGAUUUUUGUGGAUAGAGGACAGACUGGUUUUCAACAACCUACUCCUGAAUCAGAGCAAAAUGUAGUAACAUUGUUUUUCGGAGGUCCUGAUGAUCGCGAAGCAUUGGCGUGGAGUAAAAGAAUUGCCUGUCAUCCUCAGGUUAAACUGACCGUCAUCCGUUUCCUACAAGUACCGUCAGGAGAGCAAGGCAUUGCUUCCAACAGGAUUGAUGAAGACGAAUUUUUGACAAUAUCAAGCUCUCAGGUUGAAAACGCGUUAGACAAUGUGCUAAUUGAUGAUUUCUGCAACAGAUAUGUAGCCUCAGGUCAAAUUCAAUACAGAGAGAAACAUGUGAGCAACGGUCAAGAAACAGUUGAGAUUCUGAAAGAACUAAAGAAUUUGUAUACACUGAUCAUAGUAGGGAAGGGUGAAAGAGGAUUUUCGCCAUUAACAACAGGUUUAAGUGACUGGGAAGAAUGUACAGAGCUAGGAAAUGUGGGUGACCUUUUAGCUUCUUCAGAAUUUGAGAUUAGUGCUUCAGUUUUGGUCAUUCAACAGCAUAGGCAUACAAGGAAUACUAACCAUCUCAUGGAUGAUUAGUUUUUGUUUAGUUAUAAAUAUAUUAGUAGCUUAGUUUUUAGUGUAGUUUAGCUGCAAAAAUGUAAAUCUUUUUCUAUGCUAAUUGUUCAAUCUUGAACUACAA